AUUGACAUGGGCUGCGCACUUUUGCUCUGCCAAUAACCCAAACCAACAAUGCAGCCAAAACCUGAACGUGAACACAUUUAAUGUCAAAGUCAACAACUCCCCUCAUGGCGCUCCAGGGCAGCUCCGCGGAGUGUCCUGUUCGCCCCGCCGACCCCGCAGCUGCCCCUGCCGGCGUCACAAAUCUCCCUCGCCGGUAUUUCCUCGUGUCAGCUUUCGCCCUCAAACGCGCACUCAAGGCGGAGGUCGGCGUCCUUCUGUCCAUGCUCUUCGCGUCUCCACUUGGAUCACGGCGGCUCUUCGGGUUAUUCUCCUCUGAGGUGCAGGGGAUCACUGCUUCACAUCAAGCGCUUGCAGAGAGCCUGAGUCAUCAGAGGAAGCCUACGUUUCUCUUCUGCUUCAAGUUCCUACUUGUGCUCUGUCUCUUCAUCCUGUGUUACGCUAUGUCCAGCAACUCUCCGUCAUGGUUGUAUAAUGACAAGGGGAAUCUAGCUCCUCCUUACCGUGUCCAUCCAAGACUCAAAGUUAAACAAAAUGAAAUCCAUGAAAACAUCAAACCACAUCCUGUACAAACUGCUGUUCGAAAUACUUUUCCAUCUUCAGGAACUGCGCAUCACCUAGCUUACCCACGGAACUACCACUUUAUUAUGGAUAAUGCAGAGGUGUGCAAGAAUAAGACCCCUUUCUUGGUCCUGAUGGUUCCAGUGGCACCUCAAAAUGUUGACGCUCGGGAUGCCAUCCGGAAGACAUGGGGCAAAGAGAACCUGGUUCAGGGCGAGGUGGUCUUUACUCUGUUCAUGCUGGGCCUCGCUGGAGGAGCUCAUAUUGAUCUGGAACAGGAGAAUCAGCAGCACCAUGACCUGAUCCAAAGUAACUUCAUGGACACUUACCUCAAUCUGACGGUCAAAACUAUGGUGAUCAUGGACUGGCUGGCCACCCGCUGCCCUACAGCAGCAUAUGCCAUGAAGAUUGACUCGGACAUGUUCCUAAACAUUGAUAAUCUGGUAAUCAUGCUAAAGAUGCCAGGCAUCCCAAAGCUAAACUACCUGACAGGGAUGCUUAUGUGGAAUAGGCCAGUUGUCCGCUCGAAGGCUUCAAAGUGGUAUGUUCCUGAGGAGAUGUACCCAGAUCCCAAAUACCCAACAUACACUCUGGGCAUGGGAUAUGUCUUCUCCAAUGACCUUCCAGAGAAAUUUGUAAACAUAUCAAAAACAAUCAAGCCCUUUAACAUCGAGGACGCUUACAUUGGAAUGUGUAUGAAAAAGCUAGGACUUGCGCCCACAUCACCGCCGAAUCCCUCCCAGUUCAAGGCCUAUAACACAAAAUACAAUCGCUGUGAAUACUCAAAGAUCAUCACCUACAUCCUUGGGUCUUCACAAGAGUUGGUGAAUUACUGGACAGACUUGAAGAGGCCUGGACCACCUUGUUAGGUCAAGGAUUACUGUAAAUGCACCGAGGAGUCACUUGGGUGGAAAGGGUUAGGUGGCAGGGAAUUGGGGGGCUAACUUAUUUAUAGUUUUCUACUGUUCUGCUAUAUAAUUCUCCUUUUCCUCAUUUCAGAAAUGAGAAUUAGGAUUACCAGUUUGAAAAGGUUAGAGCUCCCCUAGCAAUUGCACUCUAAAAGAUGAAUAUGAAAUGGGGGAGAUGGUCAAAGGACAUACUUUAUUUAAACUCCUUAGGGUUGGCAACAAAACAAAUCUGAAGGAAAUGUUUAUUUUUCCUGAUGUGAAGUGGAAAUGUUAGUGUUUUUGCCCAUCAACUGCACUAUAGAUCAAUGUUUUUAUGAGCAGGUCCCUGUAUUGUUUGUUGGUUGUACUUGAAACAUGCAUGCCACAAGCACAAUGGUGCCUGGAUACACAUUUCUGCUAAACUGCAGGGUGGAGUAAUGCUACAUGAAAGUAACAAUGUGUCAAAAAGAGGAUGGGAAGACCACUUGAAGCUGAUGGUAAACUGUGCCUCAAGAGUACACCCUACAUUUUAAGGAGUGUGUGUGUGUGUGUGUGUGUGUGUGUGUGUGUGUGUGUGUUUACUAUAAGCACUCCUCAGGGUACCUUUUAAAUAACAAAGGACACAAGCCAUUGACCACUUGCAGAAAGGAGUAAAAGUUUAUAUUAUUUUAUUGUUCAUUUUGCAGAUGAAUGUAAUUUUUCAAAUUAAACUAUUAAAGAAGCCAAACUAUCAUGAAA
Thunnus maccoyii (southern bluefin tuna) is the source of this 2183-nucleotide messenger RNA. Its product is annotated as beta-1,3-galactosyltransferase 2-like. Gene Ontology annotation, molecular function: N-acetyl-beta-D-glucosaminide beta-(1,3)-galactosyltransferase activity. Bases 81 to 1427 code for a protein of 448 amino acids. The transcript has 2 exons. NCBI's taxonomy places the organism in Eukaryota, Metazoa, Chordata, Actinopteri, Scombriformes, Scombridae. Gene Ontology annotation, cellular component: membrane. The record is from RefSeq and is a predicted model, not a curated record.